Messenger RNA from Elephantulus edwardii (Cape elephant shrew), 1575 nucleotides. It is a transcript of the gene ENTREP1, whose product is annotated as family with sequence similarity 189, member A2. Gene Ontology annotation, cellular component: membrane. The transcript has 11 exons. NCBI's taxonomy places the organism in Eukaryota, Metazoa, Chordata, Mammalia, Macroscelidea, Macroscelididae. The annotation marks the transcript as partial. The record is from RefSeq and is a predicted model, not a curated record.
UCCUCGCGCCGGGCCGCUGCCGCCGCCCCCGGCUCCGCGCUGCUGCCCGCCCGGCCUCUGCUGUCGCUCGGGCUGCUGCAGCUGAUCCUGGGCUGCUGCAUGGUGGCGCUCAGCUUCGGGGCGCUGUCGCUGAGCAGCUCCCCGCAGGUGAAGAACUCGUGCCCGUUCUGGGCCGGCUCCUCGGUGAUACUCUCUGGGAUCAUAGGACUGACAACUUGGAAAAGACCUAUGAUACUGCUGGUCAACCUCUUUGUGCUGCUGUCCGUGGUCUGUGUCCUCCUAAAUCUGGCUGGAUUCAUCCUUGGCUGCCAGGGGGCCCAGUUUGUGGCCAGCGUGCCCAGGUGUGAUCUGGUGGAUUUAGGUGAAGGCAAGAUUUGCUUCUGUUGUGAAGAAUUCCAGCCAGCCAAAUGUACAGACAAAGAAAAUGCCUUGAAACUCUUCCCUGUUCAGCCGUGUAGUGCCGUUCACCUUCUACUUAAGAAAGUCCUCUUCGCCCUGUGUGCCUUGAACGCCCUGACCACCACCGUCUGCUUGGUGGCAGCCGCCCUCCGCUACCUCCAGAUAUUUGCUACCAGAAGAUCCUGCAUUGACGAAUCCCAGAUCUCGGCUGAGGAAGUGGAAGAACAUGGCCAGAUCCCUGACCCCGACGACUUUGUGGCUCCUGUGCCUCCGCCUUCCUACUUUGCUACCUUUUACUCAUGUACACCCCGGAUGAACCGCAGGAUGGCUGGUUCUGAUGUCAUCCCACUCCCACAUAUCUACGGAGCACGGAUCAAAGGUGUGGAGGUGUUCUGCCCUCUGGAGCCCCCGCCACCAUAUGAAGCCGUGGUGAGCCAACUGGACCAGGAGCAGGGACGUUUUCAAAUGGCUGAGAGAUCAGAAGCUGCUGUGAGCCCAUUGGAGCCUGUCUGCACACAAGUGACUCAAGAUGGGGACAUUCCUAACACACCUGGAGAAGAAAGCACGUCUGUGUCGACCCCCAGCUCAAGUCUGGCGCAUCCUGCAAGAGGGCGAAGACCUUUCCAGCCCCUGAGAACAAGAUCAAAGAGCGAUCCUGUGCUCCAUCAUUCCGAGGAGAGAGCCAUCCCUGUGCUGAGCUGUGAAGCUGCCACACAGACGGAAGGCCGGCUGGACCUGGCUGCGGUGACUCUGCGGAGGGGCCUGCGGUCGAGACCUUUGCGAACCAGACCACGGUCUUUAAUAGAUUACAAAUCCUACAUAGAUACCAAACUGCUGGUGGCCAGGUUCCUGGAGCAGUCCUCGUGCAGCAUGACGCCAGACAUCCACGAACUGGUAGAAAACAUCAAAUCCGUCCUGAAGUCGGAUGAGGAGCACAUGGAAGAAGCCAUCACCAGCGCCAGCUUUCUCGAGCAGGUGAUGGCCCCUCCACAGCCUGGUCCUGCCCGGGCCCCGCUGCCCCCGCGGAGACCAGCUGGCCUGCUGCACCUGCGGAGCUGUGGGGACCUCAGCACCUUCGUCCCCGCGGGGAGGCCCAGGGCCGAGAGGAGGCCCCGGCGAGCAGAGGCCGAGCGGCCACACAGCCUCAUCGGGGUCAUCCGAGAGACCGUGCUGUGA